Messenger RNA from Anopheles darlingi, 802 nucleotides. RefSeq lists its product as uncharacterized. The coding region runs from base 243 to 608 and encodes 121 amino acids. Lineage: Eukaryota; Metazoa; Arthropoda; Insecta; Diptera; Culicidae. The transcript has 2 exons. The record is from RefSeq and is a predicted model, not a curated record. Gene Ontology annotation, biological process: proteasome assembly.
UUGAUUUGGAAAUUGUUGCAAAAAUUGGCAAUAUUUUACAUUUUUAGACCUUUUUUGUGAAUUUCGUAAUAAAUUUAAAGGUGAUAAGAGCAAUUUAACAUCAUUUGCAUCUCCCACCGUCAUUCCUUUUGGAACAGUAGGCCGGGAAAGUGUAGAAAACGUAGAGAACCGCAGCCGGAAAGUUCCCCGAAAAGACCGGUGCGAAAACCACGGAAAAGGAUCUUUUCCUUUCCUUUAACGAGAUGCCAUCUCUAACAACCAACUUUCAGUCCCACCUGGCGCAGGUGGAAGUCUGCGAUGUGACCUACAACAUCCGCGUGCUGAAGAUGAAAGACUCGCUGUUUAUCUACGUUGGACAGGAUAAAUCGGAAACGCUCGACGAGAUGGCCGUGGCCAUGCCUUGCGACAGCGAGGAAGUGCUGGCCACCAAAGUUAUUGGCCCACCGGAUGGAGUCGAUUCGCAUCAGCUAGCGCAGCAGUUGGCAAGCAAGCUAAAAAAGCCGGUAUUUCUGAGUCUUGGCGCGAGCGUUCCGAACGACCGGAUCGUGAGGCCUUCGAUCGAGAAGAAAAUCUUCGACGAUAUUAAGAACAACGUGGAAUGCUUUUGAGCUGCCUGACCGGAAGGAUUUGCAGAUAAUCUAAGCGAGAGAGUCUCGCACUCGAAACCUCAAAGUAUGAACGGAACGGCGGCCGGUUCCAACAUUUAGCGUGUGAUUUUGCCGAAAUGCUUGUAAAGAUAAAUAGAUUAUAUGCUGAGCUACUUCAUAUUUUUUGGAAAUAAAUAUAAUUUAUACAUAACGCA